UUCAACUCCCUCAAGGUCACAAGAAGACCUCUUCUCCUUUGACGGAAACACUGAAACUGCAUUUGUUAUUGUUCUCUCCCCUUAUCCUGCAUUGCUUGUAGCCAUUACACAGGCUGAUGCCUGGACGGCUGCACUAUUGUAUUCCACCAAAUUUGAUUGCACGGCCUGCAGGCUGAUAUCAUCAGAUAAUCACUAAACAAGUAAGCGGUCAGAUCAUAAGACAGAAGAGUUUUCCAAAUGAUGCUUAUAACAGGGAGGCUGCUGGAGGGGCAGAGCUGAAUUACCUAUGGUUAGCAAGAACCAUGAUCACCGUCUUGCUGCUUAUUCUCGGCUUCGAGCCAUUCGUCGCUGCCGUCAAUCCACUGACGCAGGUCUGCUACUACAGAGACUCCCACCUGAACGAGAGCACCUAUAAAGCGAACCUUGAGCUCCUAUCUACUGCGCUAUUCAGUAGUGCCUCAUCCACACGAACCAACCUCGCCAAGGGCUUCGUCGGGACUGACCAAGACCGCAUAUACGGCGUCGUGGUGUGCCGCGGUGAUGGCGUCGUCGAUGCCUGCCCCAGCUGCAUCACCACAGCAUUCCAGGAUGUGUGGCGGGUGUGCAGAAACCACAAGGAGGCCCAUAUUCUAUACAAGGAUUGCAUCGUCCACAUCUCCGCGAAGGACCUUAUCUAUGACUCCACUGUUGUGCUGAACAGGCUGCUGGUCUUUACGGACACCACAAAACACAAUAUGGAUCCCAACAUCCCCAGCGAGGUGAGCGCCAAGUACACCGAUGUCAGCAUUGAUGGCAACAUCAAGGUGCUGCUUCAAGAGACAGCCAAACAAGCAGCCUACAACUCGACGAUGAUGUACGCCACCGGCCGCAUGGAUGUCUACAGCACAAUCCCGCUGCUCUACUCUCUGGCGCAGUGCAACCUGGGCCUACCGCCAAAUGACUGUUGGGAUUGCCUCGACAAUAUCAGGAGUGCGGCAAAGAGUUUCUUCUACCAGCAACGUGGUGAAUGGAUUGCUGGUGUGUGGUGCAAUUUCAGGUAUAGCACAUAUCAGUUCUACGAGGGUCAGCCCAUGCAGCACAUCACCUUGUCGGGUGCUGUAGAUCCAACAACAAACAUGCCAGCACCCAAGCCGGCACCAGGGCCAGUUGAUCUUCCCAAGCAGAAAGACGAGACUCCCAGCCAUAAACACAAGAGUAAACUAAGCUCACAGGAAGAUGAAGAACUGGUCUGGGGAAUAGGAAGGAGUCCAGAGUUCAAGCUUUUUGAUUUUUCAGAAGUAUCAAAUGCUACAAAUAACUUCUCAGAUGAAAAUAAAUUGGGGCAAGGUGGCUUUGGUCCAGUAUACAAGGGCCAGCUUCCAGAAGGUUUGGAGAUAGCAAUUAAGAGACUUGCUUCACAUUCUGGGCAAGGUUUCACGGAGUUCAAAAAUGAAGUCCAACUCAUAGCCAAGCUCCAGCACACAAAUCUGGUUAGACUGUUGGGAUGUUGCUCACAAGGAGAGGAGAAAAUAUUGAUCUAUGAAUAUUUGCCAAAUAAAAGCUUGGACUCCUUUAUCUUUGAUGAAACUAAAAGAGCUUUAUUGAACUGGAAUAAACGAAAAGCAAUUAUCGAAGGAAUAGCGCAAGGACUUCUAUAUUUGCAUAAACACUCCCGGUUACGUGUCAUACAUAGAGAUCUUAAAGCAAGCAACAUUCUUUUGGACAGUGAGAUGAAUCCUAAAAUAUCAGAUUUUGGGCUUGCAAAAAUAUUCAGUUCAAAUGAUAUUGAAGGGAACACAAAAAGGGUUGCUGGGACAUAUGGGUAUAUGGCUCCAGAGUAUGCAUCAGAGGGCCUCUUCUCGAUCAAGUCUGAUGUAUUCAGCUUUGGUGUUCUGAUUCUCGAGACCAUCCAUGGAAAAAGGAACUCGUCUUUCCAUAAAAAUGGGGACUUCUUCAACCUUCUUGGAUAUGCAUGGAAGUUGUGGAAAGAAGAAAGAUGGCUUGAGUUCGUUGACGAAUCAAUAGUUUCAGAGUCACAUGCAUCAGAGACAAUGAGAAAUGGUAAUGCUUGCCUACAGAAGUAG
Triticum aestivum (bread wheat) is the source of this 2063-nucleotide messenger RNA. RefSeq names its product cysteine-rich receptor-like protein kinase 25. Gene Ontology annotation, molecular function: protein serine/threonine kinase activity; ATP binding. The record is from RefSeq and is a predicted model, not a curated record. Gene Ontology annotation, biological process: protein phosphorylation. Lineage: Eukaryota; Viridiplantae; Streptophyta; Magnoliopsida; Poales; Poaceae. Bases 303 to 2063 code for a protein of 586 amino acids. Gene Ontology annotation, cellular component: plasma membrane. The transcript has 7 exons.